This is a messenger RNA of Populus nigra (black poplar), 1392 nucleotides long. Its product is annotated as adenosine kinase 2-like. Gene Ontology annotation, molecular function: adenosine kinase activity. Gene Ontology annotation, biological process: purine ribonucleoside salvage. The transcript has 12 exons. Gene Ontology annotation, cellular component: nucleus; cytosol. The record is from RefSeq and is a predicted model, not a curated record. NCBI's taxonomy places the organism in Eukaryota, Viridiplantae, Streptophyta, Magnoliopsida, Malpighiales, Salicaceae. The coding region runs from base 114 to 1139 and encodes 341 amino acids.
UGUACUUAACUCCAUUACUCCCCACGAAGAACCCCGCUCCUUUCUACUAGCAUCAGUUGCUGUAUACCACUCUCUCUCUCUCUCUAUUCAUCUCUCCGAAGAAUAACACAAAAAUGGCGUCCGAGGGGAUCUUGUUGGGUAUGGGAAACCCACUCCUUGACAUUUCUGCUGUUGUCGACGAUGAUUUCUUGCAAAAGUAUGACAUCAAGCUGAACAAUGCUAUCCUUGCGGAAGACAAGCACAUACCCAUGUACGAUGAGAUGGCCAGCAAGUAUACCGUAGAAUUCAUUGCAGGAGGUGCUACUCAAAAUUCAAUCAAAGUUGCACAGUGGAUGCUCCAAAUUCCUGGUGCAACCAGCUAUAUGGGCUGCAUUGGAAAGGACAAGUUUGGGGAGGAGAUGAAGAAAAACUCAAUGAAAGCUGGUGUUAAUGUACAUUAUUAUGAGGAUGAGGCUGCUCCAACUGGAACAUGUGCUGUUUGUGUUGUCGGUGGUGAGAGGUCGCUUAUCGCAAAUUUGUCUGCUGCAAAUUGUUACAAAUCUGAGCACUUAAAGAGGCCAGAAAAUUGGGCACUUGUUGAAAAGGCAAAAUAUUUCUACAUUGCCGGGUUCUUCCUUACCGUGUCUCCUGAAUCCAUUAUGCUUGUUGCUGAACAUGCAGCUGCAAACAACAAGAUCUUCACGAUGAAUCUUUCUGCUCCAUUUAUCUGCGAGUUCUUCAAGGAUGCGCAGGAGAAUGCUCUUCCUUAUAUGGACUAUGUCUUUGGAAAUGAGACUGAAGCCAGAACCUUUGCCAAGGUUCAUGGAUGGGAGACUGAGAAUGUCGAGGAGAUUGCUCUAAAGAUUUCCCAAUGGCCCAAGGCAUCAGGGGCACACAAGAGGAUUACUGUUAUUACUCAGGGUGCAGAUCCUGUUGUGGUUGCUGAGGAUGGGAAGGUGAAAUUAUUCCCUGUGAUAUUGUUACCCAAGGAGAAGCUUGUUGACACCAAUGGAGCAGGUGAUGCAUUUGUUGGUGGAUUUUUGUCCCAACUGGUACAAGAGAAGCCCAUUGAAGACUGUGUGAAAGCUGGUUGCUAUGCGGCAAAUGUCAUAAUCCAAAGGUCAGGUUGCACAUAUCCUGAAAAGCCUGAUUUCAGUUAGAGGCUCCUUUCUCCCACCCGAAAGUUUUACUAUAUACGGUCUGAGUAAGGUUUUCUGUGCGUCGUGGCGGCCUACAUUAUUUGCUACUGAACCAUAUAUUUUGGUAGAAUUUUUAUUUUUAUGUCAUCGAUGCUGUAUAUGCUUUGGGAUAGUAGUCCACAGCGCUGAUGAAUCUAUCCGUGGCAUAAUCCACCAAGCAUUUAUUUUCUUCCCGCUUUCGCAAUGAAAAAUAAACCAGGUCUGGUUCAGACGA